Manis javanica (Malayan pangolin) is the source of this 2391-nucleotide messenger RNA. Lineage: Eukaryota; Metazoa; Chordata; Mammalia; Pholidota; Manidae. The record is from RefSeq and is a predicted model, not a curated record.
CUGGAGCUGCAGUGCAGGCUGGGUCAGCCUGACCCUCCCAGUCGAGGCCGCUCCUCCUCUCCAGCUGGGUGUUGGGUGUGUAGUGUGGGAUGGGGAUUGGGCUGGACUGCACCUCUCCUUUGACCCAGCUGGGCUGGCUGGCACCACAACCGAGUUGGAGUGGGAUCCGGACUCCAAAGCCACCCCCUCCAGGGUCCGGGUCUGGAAGACUAGGGGGAGAUCCCCCGGGUCUCGAACAAGAGCCGGCACUCACCCCUCACCGCCAACCCCGCCUGGGCGCCGGUCCUGUGCCCUCCGGCAGCGCAGCCUGCCCCACCGCUAGAGGGCUUUUGCGUACCGCUGCCGCCCAGCGCCCAGACCAAGAGCAGUCCCGGGGCAGCGGGGCCCUGAGGGGCUUCAGCCCUCCGAGCCCCAGAGCCUCGAGGUGGAGAGAGCGACGGUCGAGCACCCUCCUGAGAGCUGUCAGUCGGGUCGGGCACCCCAGAUUUGUCACUGGAGAAGGGUCCAUGUCCCCAGGGGACAUCGCCUAGCACCUCUCGCUCUCAGGCCGUGGACUCAAGAGCCCAGGCUGACCCGUGCGCAAAUGGCCCCGAAUUCCGGCCUCUGGCCAGCGGCAGCCUAGCACCCCAAACCCUCCCUGUGCACGGAACGGGUCCAGCAGCCCUGCUCAGCCCUCCCGGGCAGCGGUGAAACGAACCCCAGCUCCUCCAAGCACCCCGACUAGACCCGAGGACCCGCGCUCUGCGCGCAGAGCCAGGCGCUGGGCUGCGCUGCCGCUCAGCUCGCAGAGCCCUGGGACAGACGGGCACUGCUGGGAAAGCCAGGCUCACACGUCCCACCUCCUGGAUGCAGAGUCGGUGGGAAAAGGCAGGGAGGGUUUGCUUCCAGAAACGCGAGAGAGAGCCAAGGGGACAGCUGCUGUGAAGGAUUCUAAGGAGACUCGGACUGGCUCCGCUCCCUGCUCUCGGAGACGGCAGAAGACCUCAGAGCAGAGGAACGCUGCUCCUUGGCCCACAAACACCCACAACCUGGAUGGAAUGAAAGAUGAGGCCUGAUGACAUUAACCCGAGGACUGGGCUGGUGGUGGCCCUGGUCAGUGUCUUUCUGGUCUUUGGCUUCAUGUUCACAGUCUCUGGGAUGAAAGGGGAGACGCUGGGAAACAUUCCCCUCCUGGCCAUCGGACCAGCCAUCUGCCUACCAGGCAUUGCGGCCAUUGCCCUGGCCAGGAAAACCGAGGGAUGCACCAAGUGGCCCGAAAAUGAGCUGCUGUGGGUCCGCAAGUUGCCCUGUUUCAGAAAAUCCAAGGACAAGGAGGUAGUGGAAUUGCUGAGGACCCCUUCGGACCUGGAGUCAGGCAAGGGAAGCUCAGAUGAGCUGACUAAGAAGGCGGCCCUGAGCGGGAAGCCUCCCAUCCAGGGACAGGCGGAGGUGCCCAUGGCCAGCUCCAUCACCACCCCCACCCCCACAGAAGAAGGAGAAUACCAGAGCCUGGUCCAGAGCAGGCCUCAGGAGACAUCCAGAUACCUGGACGGCUACUGUCCCUCCGGCAGUUCCCUCACCUACAGUGCCUUGGACGUCAAGUGCUCUGCCUGGGAUAGGUCCAAGUUCCCUGAGCCCGAGGACAGCAUCUUCUUUGUGCCCCAGGACAGUAUCAUCGUUUGCUCCUACAAGCAGAACAGUCCCUAUGACAGAUACUGUUGUUACAUCAAUCAGAGUCAAGGCAGGUGGGACCACGAGACAAUAGUCUAAGCUUUGCAUACAAGAGUUGCUGUGUUGAUAGAAACAUGACUACAGUCAGCUCCAAAUGGAAGGGAACAGCCCUGCUCCAACAGCCUUCAGUGUUAGAAAUUGACCUGGUAUGUGACGGGUGUGCAAACCUCUGGUUCCUGAGAGCCAUGUAAAUAGGCAUGUUGGGGGACACAUUUUAGGGAGGAUGAUGAGGGUUAAGGAUACUAGAAGAGGCAGUGGGUAAGAGCAGAAACAAUUCUUAUCACUUUUUAACAAUUUAAACCAUGUUGGAUGUUUUGCAAAAUAACCCAAAAAGUGCUGCCCAGCACCUGCUGAAAGCCAGAUAGAGAGUGGGCUGCAGAUACCAGGCAUGAAAUGAUACAUGGGUUAUCCAUAGGGAAACUUAGCUGCUGUAGGUCUGAAGAAAAUGAAAGAAAAACAAUUUAAUGCUCCAUUAUAUAAAACGAUUUUUAUCUGAUGAAAGCUUUUCACACUUAGUAUUUGCUGAAAGAAGAAAAAAAAAAAGAAUAGCUGCAUCCUUCCUUAGCUGGGAUGCUUUUUGGAAAAAGGGGAGUUGAAGACAGUUAAAUUAUGUAACUGAGUUUUAUAAUAUUAUCCUCUCACAAGAUCAGGCAUUUCAAUAAAGUAAAAUAAGUGUGACCA